AUGGGAUUCACGAUCGAAGAUCGGUUCAUCACAUCGAGCCGGAAUGGCCAAAAGAUUGCUGUUUCAAUCUACAAACCUGAUGGAUUGAAGCAGCCUGCACCUGUCAUUGUCAUGGGCCAUGGCAUCGGCGCCAUCAAGGCCGCCGGCCUGGCCCCUUUUGCAAGUCACUUCACCGCCGAGGGCUACGCCGCCGUCACAUUCGACUACCUUGGCUUCGGCGACAGCGAGGGCUUCCCGCGCAACGUGCUCGACGUCGGACACGAGCUGCACGAUUUCCGCGAUGUCAUCAAGUGGGUCCGAGAGCCGGAACAAAUAACGUGGGUCGACACUGCGCGCAUCGUUGCUUGGGGGAGCAGCUUUGGCGGCAUGCACACCACGGCUCUCUUGGCCGAAGACCACGAACUGGCGGCCGGUAUAGCGCAGUGUCCGCUGGUUGACGGGUUAGCUGGUGUGAUGCAGAUACCGCUGCUGCGGUCCUUGAGACUUGCGACGACGGCUGCUGCUGAUAUCAUCGGAUUGUACGUCCUGGGGACCAAGGACCCGAGGUACGUCAACCUCAUUAGCGACGGGUCUUCUACAGCCGUUAUGGCAUCUCAAGAAGCUUACGAGGGCUGGACGCGUUUGGCACCUGACGACGGGCGCGACUGGCCAAAUGUUAUUGCAGGACGGUCUCUUCUGAACAUCAUGAUGUCUCGACCGCUGUUAAAUAUUCAUAAGAGUGCUCGCCCGUACCUGGUCGUUCUUCCCACCUGGGAUCAUGAAGCAUCAUUGAGUGCUGCCGAGGAUUGCGUUAAACGUGCUCCGUUUGGAGAAGCGUUGAGGGUUGACGGGGGGCAUUUUGACUUGUAUAAUGGAGGCAUCGCGUUCGAGAAGAAUAUUGCUGGGCAAAAAGAGUUUCUUAGACGUGUACUCAAUACGGAAUCAGCUCGAAAUUGA
Messenger RNA from Colletotrichum orchidophilum, 936 nucleotides. RefSeq lists its product as uncharacterized. Gene Ontology annotation, molecular function: hydrolase activity. The record is from RefSeq and is a predicted model, not a curated record. The transcript has a single exon. Lineage: Eukaryota; Fungi; Ascomycota; Sordariomycetes; Glomerellales; Glomerellaceae. Bases 1 to 936 code for a protein of 311 amino acids.